GUCGUCGCCUCCUUUCAGCUGUCGUUGUAUUCCCUUGUAUUUCUGCUGCCGCUCCAUUUUCCUGUCCGGCAUCCUCGGAUAUUCCUCGCUGUGACGCGUGACGUCUGGGCGGACGCGGGAGCUAAGAGGGGAGCGUGACAGGAACGUGACGAAUUAGAUACAAAUUAGAUAGAUUAUUGGAGGCUGACCCAAGGCAGGCCGCUCGCAGUCCGACCAGAACAUUCCCGCUCUGCCCAACAACUUUGUCCUCUUUCCCUUCGACGCUCUCCUCCCUCUCCUCCUCGACGUUCUACACGACCCCCACGCACCCUGCUCCUCGUUGCUCGCCUUUCUCCCCGUCUUGCUGCGAUAUCUUGUCACCGUUCUCCCUUUCCAUCUCCUCCCGUUCUCUGACGUCUGCCAUCGACUGGCUUCCAUUAAUACUUGCAUUACUGGUUGCCACGUCCAUCUCUGCCUUGCUCUCCCACAUUCUACUACUGUCCUAGUCUCUUUCAGCCAUGGGCAACUGCGUCUCUGCCCAGGACAGAGAAGCACAGCAACGCUCCCAGGAGAUCGACAAACAAAUAGAGGAGGAUUCUAGGAAGUUUAAGAAGGAAUGCAAAAUCUUGUUACUAGGCUCUGGCGAAUCCGGAAAGUCGACGAUCGUCAAACAAAUGAAGAUAAUCCAUCAAAGCGGCUUCACGAGAGACGAACUUAUGACCUACCGCACCACCAUCUAUCGCAACCUUCUUGAAUCAGCAAAGAAUAUCCUCCUCGCUAUGCGCAAGAUCGGUGUCGAUUGCGGGAACCCGUCUAACCGGGCAAACGCAGAUCGGAUAUUGGAUUACGAGGUCGUAGCAGGUCCAACAUAUUAUUUCCCGGAGGACAUGGCUCAGGCCAUCCACCAACUAUGGCAGGAUCCCAUUAUCCCAACGAUUAUGGACCACAGCAGUGAAUUCUACCUUAUGGAUAGCGCAAGCUACUUCUUCACGGAAGCGUUACGAAUAGGGACGCCAGAUUAUGUACCCACCGAGACCGACGUCCUACGCGCACGACAAAAGAGCACCGGCAUUACUGAGACGAGGUUCACUCUCGGUCCGCUAUCAAUACACAUGUUCGACGUCGGGGGACAACGAUCGGAACGAAAGAAGUGGAUUCAUUGUUUCGAAAGCGUGACAAGUAUCAUCUUCUGUACGGCGUUGAGCGAAUACGACCAGGUUCUACUGGAGGAGCGGAAUCAGAAUCGUAUGGCCGAGUCGCUCGUACUCUUCGACUCCGUUAUCAACUCAAGAUGGUUCCUACGGACGUCAAUCAUUCUGUUCCUGAACAAGAUCGACGUCUUCAAGAACAAGCUUCCAAAAGUACCACUCGAGAGGUACUUCCCCGAGUACACGGGAGGUGCGGAUAUCAACAAGGCGGCGAAGUACAUUCUUUGGAGAUUUAUGCAAGCGAAUCGAGCGCGGUUGAGCGUGUAUCCUCAACACUACCAAUAUCCGACUUGUUUUUGCGGCCGUGAAGGAGACGAUACUGCAGAACGCCCUCAAGGAUUCCGGUAUUCUAUAGUAUCGUCUAGUUUGUUUUUGCCUUCGUACGUUAGGGUUCCGUGUUUCUUCUUUUAUUUGUGUCGAUUUUUCUUUUUGGUCUAUAUCUGUAUGCUGCAUCAUUUCCCUCACCCAUCUCAUUCACUCUUGCAUCAGUAACAUACACCUCAUCACCAUCACCCAACUAUUCACCCACCUUCCUUCCUGUCCGUCCUACCUCGCCACGCUUGAUACCAUCCUCCAUCAAGAUUCCCCUCGCUCCCUCCCUCAUAUCCUCUGGCCUCCGCCGUCCACCACCACCUGUACUCUGGCUUACUGGCGCAUCCGUCGCGACUAAAAGGGGAUGUUUACAAAUUGGCAGCUGUCAAGCUCUUUUCCUCUCAGCGGCGAUGUCGAUGUCAUCAUCAAACGCUACGGACGCGCCCUCGCUCGAGGCCGACGCUGUUUUCUCCUUUCUCCCACAACAGCGCUCCGACACAACACCAACACCAACACCACCAGUUUUCUCAGUCCGCCGCCGCACUGUAGAUCGGAUCCCCCUAUCUGCGACAUCCUAUUCUUUUUCCGCUCAUGUAUUUUCCUCGACAUCUGUCUUUCUAUCUCCAUGGAUACUUUCUCCGGUAUCAUACACAUAUCUUUUUUUUGUGCGUCUGUUUCACUGUUUAUUUCGUAUUCCUGGCUGCCUCCCGCUCUCAGGGUGGCCUAGCUGGGACCCUUGAAUCCGUAGCUAGUCCUCUUCCUCUUCUGCUACUUCCUACCUACCUACCUACCUCUCCUUGCUUCCAGUGCCUGGUGCCGGCGGAUCACGUUCGUUCGCCGGUCGAGAUUCGAAUAUCGUGUAUUCCGUUUUACGGCGUUGCCUUGCAACUCGAGCUGUUCUUCUCUUUUUUUUGUGGGCUGCUGCUGAAUUCACCACUACCUCCGUAAUGUCUCUUUUUAUUAUUCUACUUCUGGACAUGACAAGGGAUUUGUAACAUUACCAUAGAUAGCUUCUCUCUUAGUUGAUACGUGGAAUCGUAGCUUUGAAAACGCUUC
Molecule: messenger RNA, 2555 nt
Organism: Somion occarium
Lineage: Eukaryota; Fungi; Basidiomycota; Agaricomycetes; Polyporales; Cerrenaceae
Source: the annotation of a GenBank genome assembly